GGUACACCAAACAACGCGUGUAUAAUCCAACCAAAAGUGUUAUUUUUUCUGUUUUUAUUUUUUCGGCAGUUUUAUUCCAAAAACUGUAUUUUUGUCACCUUUCGCUUCCCCGCUUCGAUCCACUCUCUGCGCUCGCUCUCUCUCUCUCUCUCUCUCUAAAAGAUAUAUAGAUAUAGAUAUAAAUCUUCUUUGUAGACACGAAGAAGAGCGUGAAACUCUCUGGUGGGAGUUUGGGUUUGUGAAGAAGCUACCAACAGCCGUCCGAUUAAAACUAUGGAAAUCGUUGCUCUCUGUUUUUCCUAUCUGAAAAUUCCAUAAACCCUUAACCUCAUCUGUUCUUCCACGCUCUCUCUAAAAUUUCUCUCCCUCUCUCUCUCUCUUUUUCUAACCUUUUCAUCUGAAAACGGCAUUUUCCGGCCGCCUUUCUGGUCGGAAAUGGGCUGUUUUCAAUCGAAGGUAAGAAGAAAGAAACAUCCCGGACAUGAGGACCCAGUAAUGCUAGCUUCACAUACAGCUUUUAGUGUUAGUGAGGUUGAAGCACUGUUUGAACUAUACAAGAGCAUUAGUAGUUCCGUGAUUGACGAUGGGCUAAUAAACAAGGAAGAGUUUCAAUUGGCUCUAUUCAAGAACAGAAAAAAGGAGAAUCUCUUUGCAAACCGGAUAUUUGAUCUGUUUGAUGUUAAGAGAAAGGGAGUCAUUGAUUUUGGUGACUUUGUUCGAUCACUCAAUGUCUUCCACCCAAAUGCCCCACAAGAAGAAAAGAUCAAUUUUUCAUUUAAGCUUUAUGAUAUGGAUGGCACUGGGUUUAUUGAGCGACAUGAGGUCAAGCAAAUGUUGGUUGCACUUCUUUGUGAAUCUGAAAUGAAGUUGACUGAUGAGACUAUUGAGACUAUAUUAGAUAAGACAUUUACAGAUGCCGAUGUAAAUAAAGAUGGAAGGAUAGAUAAAUCUGAAUGGCAGAAUUUUGUGACCCAAAAUCCUUCAUUGUUGAAGAUCAUGACGCUUCCAUAUCUAAGGGAUAUAACGACAACAUUUCCGAGUUUUGUGUUCAAUUCUGAAGUUGAGGAGAUUGCCACAUAAUAGAAAAACAUAGCAUAGGGAUUUUAUGCCCUUAGUGUGUAUAAGCAUUUGUGUUUUCUUUCCUUUGAAAUUAAACAUUUGCAUUAGAGAGAGAGAGAGAGAGAUUAUAUUUGUGAUGGGAAGGCAAAAGCUACCUGCGCAGAUUAACAAUUUGUGGCCAAGUGUAACUAUCAGUUAUAUAUCAGUUGUGAAGUUCUUUUUGACUGGCAUUUGCUAGCCCUAUUGUGCGUGAAUAGUGAGAUUUAAUGUGAGAUGGAAUUUUAAGACACGUACAAAGCUUGGC
Messenger RNA from Cornus florida, 1363 nucleotides. RefSeq names its product calcineurin B-like protein 1. The record is from RefSeq and is a predicted model, not a curated record. Gene Ontology annotation, molecular function: calcium ion binding; kinase binding. Bases 436 to 1080 code for a protein of 214 amino acids. Lineage: Eukaryota; Viridiplantae; Streptophyta; Magnoliopsida; Cornales; Cornaceae. The transcript has 9 exons. Gene Ontology annotation, biological process: calcium-mediated signaling.